AUGUCGCAUAUAAUUCGAUCUUUCAACACAAUUCUACAUCGUCGACCACUUCUCACACAAAUGGUAAUUUCCGGAACAGUCAGUGGCGCAGGUGACAUGUUCGCACAAUACAUAACAGGACAAAAAGAAUGGGACAAACUUCGAACAGCUCGAUUUGUCACACUUGCUGCUGUUUUCAUUGCGCCACCAUUGAACAUCUGGUUUCGUUUAUUGGAGAAAAUUCAACACAAAAAUCGGCAUAUUUUGGUUGCGAAAAGAAUGCUUCCAGAUCAACUUGUUUUCAGUCCAGUGUUCAAUGCGUUUAUUUUAACAAACUUGCGAGUUUUGGAAGGAUUUUCAAUUGACGAAUCAAUUUCGAAAAUGAAGAAUGACUGGUAUGAUGUUUAUACAAAUAGUUUGGCUCUUUGGCCCGCUGUACAAUUAUGUAAUUUUUACUUUGUACCUCUACAUUAUCGUGUUAUUGUUAUUCAAGUUGUUGCAUUUUUCUGGAAUUCAUAUUUAUCUUUCAAAACUCAAAAACAUUGA
Messenger RNA from Caenorhabditis angaria, 525 nucleotides. Lineage: Eukaryota; Metazoa; Nematoda; Chromadorea; Rhabditida; Rhabditidae. The record is from the annotation of a GenBank genome assembly.